Messenger RNA from Drosophila subobscura, 3967 nucleotides. RefSeq names its product lateral signaling target protein 2 homolog. Gene Ontology annotation, molecular function: metal ion binding. Lineage: Eukaryota; Metazoa; Arthropoda; Insecta; Diptera; Drosophilidae. The coding region runs from base 759 to 3731 and encodes 990 amino acids. Gene Ontology annotation, cellular component: early endosome membrane. The record is from RefSeq and is a predicted model, not a curated record. The transcript is spliced from 5 exons.
UUCGCAUUCGAAAAAAAAACUUUAAACUAAACGGACGACGCCGCUGACGGAAACGGCAAGGGCGGAUGAGUGUUGCGCGAGUUUAAUGGUUUUUUCGCUCCCGAAAAGCCAGUUUCACACAUUUCGUUUAAUAUAUUUUAAGAAUUUUUAACCAAAUCGACGCAGUUUCCGCCUGGUGAAAUGCAGUUGCAAGUGUAAUGUGCGGGAGUGGUGUGGAAUAAGGAAUAAGCGAGCAGGAAAAAAGUCACGCGUGUGAUGUGUUGUUGUGGCUGCUGCUUCGAAACGCAAAGCAAAGAAAAAGUCAAAGCCAAAAAGCAAAGUGCAAAAGGCAGUCAAAAAUUAACACCAGACAAGUACGAUAAACAGGCCCCGAAAUUCGGAAAAAAUUAUAAAAAAGUGUUAAGUGAAAUAAUGUGCAUUUAGAGGUGAAAUCGCGACGCAGAAGGCUCACAGCAGCGCCAGCAGAGGCAGCAGUCGCUAAACAUAUUGAACGCAGUGUGGCCAAGGCAGUUGAAGUAGUGCCGUUGUUGUUGGUCGUGUGUAUUUCUUUGUUUUGUUUGGUUUUCGUGGUCCCCCCACUCCGAAUCUCCUAUCUCGCUCACACUCGUUCGUUGCUGAGUGUUGUUGGUGCGUGCGUGCUGUUGUACUAGUGUGCAAGGACAACAAAAACGCACUUCAUUGGAAGAGGAAGCGAUUGAGAGCAUCAACAGCUGUGGCGGCGCUGCAACUGCAUCGCUCCUACAACAACAACAGCAACGAUGGACACAUUUCGCAAGUGGCUGAACAAACCCAAGGCUGAUGACAAGUCGCUGUUGGCGCGCUUUUUCCACGCUGAUCGCUCCCUCACGGCAGUGGCCAGUGAACUGGACAGCUUUGAUGGACGAGCGGAGCCGGAUCGAUGCUCCCGAUUGGUCAGCAGACUGCGACAGAAUCAGGACAAAGUGCUUUCGAUCACAAAUCUGAUUAUGGAGGAGCUGCUCGGCGAGGAUCGCGAUCCGCGUGCGUUUCGCGCCAAGUUCCCCGAGGAAGUGCUGCAGGAGAAUCUCGCUGGACAGCUGUGGUUCGGCGCCGAGUGCCUGGCGGCCGGCUCUUCGAUCAUGAAUCGUGAGGUGGAGAGCAAGGAGAUGCGACCGCUGGCCCAGGCCGUCACCAAGAGUCUGGGCAAUGUGCGAGUUCUGCUGAGGGAUCAGUGCCUGCGCAAUAAUGUGCCGAACAGCAAGACCCUCCACCUAGACCUCAAUGACUUCACCACGGAGCAGCUGUACGAGAGCCUGAAGAUCUUCGAUCGCCUCUUUGCCGAGUUCGAGCUGAGCUACGUGAGCGCCAUGGUGCAGGUGAAGUCGCGGCACGAGUACGAGAUGCAACAGUGGAUCGGCGUGCUCUUCUCGGAGACGCUGCAGCGUGCCCUGAAGAUUGGUCUGCUCGAUCAGGAUAUGGUGGAUGCCUUCGAUCCGGGUCUGAUGUUCUCCAUACCUCGCCUCGCCAUUGUGGCCGGCCUUGUGGUCUAUGCCAAGGGGCCGCUCGAUAUGGAUAUGCCUGGGGAUCAGCUGUCGGAGAUGUUUCGUCCGUUUCGCACGAUCCUCAUCAAGAUACGGGAUCUGCUGAGGAACCUCAACAACCAGGAGCUGUAUCAAUUGGAGAAACUUCUCUGCACCAAUGAGGAUAUCAACACAAAGGUGCCUGUGGGUUCGAGCAGCAUUGAGGCACCCACACCCGAGCAUAGCGACACAGCGACAACAAGCAGCAACAAUAACAACAGCAGCAACAGCACUGUCGGUGGUGUUGAUUCGGGAACUGUGGAGCGACUGGUAGAUCAGCGUAAUAACAACAACAAUCAGCAGAAUGGCAACGAAGCCACAACAACGUUGCCGACACGCUCUCCGUCCAUGUUGUCGCUAUCGGCCAGCAGUACGCCCACAGCAUCGCCGGCACCAUCGCCAACGCCCUCGCAUUCGAUUGCCUCCUCGACAUCGUCGGCUGUGAGCAGCAGCUCAACAAAUCCCCCAGCCGAUUGGUCAGAUGGCGAUGACGAAGACGAGGAGGAGGAGGAUGAGGAUGAGGACGAGGAUGAACUGGAGGACACAGAGGAUGAUACAGAUGAGGAUCAGCUGCUCAAGGACAUGGUGGCAGCCGACUGUGCCUCUGGGUAUCUGAUACCCAACACAAAUCUGGGAAAUCUACUGCAGCCGCAACAGGUUCCACUCACAGAUAACUUCGUGGCCAGCGAAGACGAUGAUGAGCACGGAACGGGUGACCAGCAGCCGGCGCACAGAGAGCAGGAUGAGGAGGAGCCCAGUACUAGUGCUGCACUGCAGCGGCUGUUUCUAGCCAGCAGCGAUGACAGCGAACCACACAGAGACCAAGGAGAGACAAUCAAAACGACAGAGGAACAAGGGCAACAGCAGCCGCAACAGACCCCACAGCAGACCCUCCAGAGCAGCCGACAACGGCAUAGUCACAGUCACAGUCACAGUCAUCGCCAUCAUCAUCGCCACCAUCAUCAUCAUCACCAUCAGACGACGCAGCCGCAGCAGCAGCAUCCGCACCCACAUCACCAUCAACCGCAUCCACAUCGUCUGACACGCAGCGGACGUAAGCGUUGCAGCAUUGAGGCCAGCGUGGAGGUGGAGCAGCAGGAGCAGGGUCUGGCCAGUGGCGACACCAGUGCCGCAUCUUCGCUCUCAGACGAUGUGUCGCUGGCGAUGCGCAACACCACAGCACGGCUAAAGUUCAAGAGCACCGAGAACCUGCUGCAUCGACUGUUUGUUUGCAUUGCCGGCGUGGCCGAUCAGCUGCAGACAAACUUUGCCUCGGACCUGAGGCAGAUAUUGCGCAGCGUAUUCCUCAUGAAUAUGUCGUCUGUGGAGGAGGAGCAGAUCGAGAUACCGGAAAAGACAAAGGAGUCGGAGCUGUUUGAGUUCCGUGCCUCCGAAAAUGAUGUGAUACAGGAGAGCGCCGGCUCCAAUCAAAGCAUUUACUCAGCCGAGGAGGUUAACCCGGAGCUGGACAAUGUGUUCAGCGCUGGCAAUCGCCACUCUGCCGGCGCCACAAUGCAGCGCAACAACACCAUCGAUAAUCCGAGCAGCAGCAACAGCAGCAGUUCCGCCACGACCCGUAACCAUGUGACGCGUAGUCGGAGUCUGGGUGAUCAGCAGGAGACUGUUGCCAGGAGCAUGCCAGCGGCAGUGCAGCAGCAGCAGCAGCAGGAACAGGAGCGGGUGAUGCAACAGCAUCAGGUGCAAGUGCAACUGCAGCGUCAGCGCAACAAUUCCGUGGGCAGCAACACGCCCUCCAGCGCCUCCUCGACCAGCUCCAGCUCCGAACAGAAUUCCCCCGUGAGCACACGAAGCGGCAGCAGUCGUCGCCGCCUGCAGAGCAACAACGAAACCCAAAUGCCUUCAUCCACAACGACAGCAGCAGCGACAGCAGCAGCAACGCUUGCGCCGCCAGCCUGGAUACCCGAUGGCAAGGCGCCACGUUGCAUGGCCUGCCAGACGCCCUUCACUGCCUUCCGGCGCCGUCAUCACUGUCGCAACUGUGGCGGCGUCUUCUGUGGCGUCUGCUCGAAUGCCACCGCCCCACUGCCCAAAUACGGCCUCACCAAGGCAGUACGCGUCUGUCGCGACUGCUAUGUGCGGGAGGUCCAAGUCCGUUCCUCCUCCUCCGCCGCAAGCGUUGGCGUACAGAUGCAGAGCCAGGCGGGACGAGCGCAGACGGCGAGCGCCUCUUAGGACCGGCCAUUGGCGCUUUUCAGCGCAGCUGAGGACCAAAAAAUAAGUGACGCGAGUGGACAGGAGAUGGGAAAAGCAAACUGUGAAACGCAAUUGUUCUUCAAAAAUUGUUUUCUUUAUUUUAUACGUAAACCUAAACCUAAACCUAAACCCAAACCCAUGCACAAAGCGGCGGGGGCUUGCAUAAAUAGAUCGAUCAGUUAUACAUAUAUAUAUAAAUGACUAUAUAUAAUCAA